Molecule: messenger RNA, 519 nt
Organism: Rotaria socialis
Lineage: Eukaryota; Metazoa; Rotifera; Eurotatoria; Philodinida; Philodinidae
Source: the annotation of a GenBank genome assembly
AUGAGUGCCUUUCAAUCAACUUGGGAUACAGAUCUUCAUGAAUAUCGUUCAACUUGGGAUACAGACGUUCAUGAAUAUCGUUCAACUUGGGAUGAAUCGCCUUCAGAAGAAAACAAACAAGUUGACCCACCGAAUGCAGAAGUUUCCCUUUCGCUAAUUAAAAUUCAACUUAUAGGCGUUGCUGUCGUUCUCUUACUCAUUCUUGCAACUGUCUUACCAUUGACGUUUAUUCUAACUGGUAUUAGUACAAAUGCAACAGCUACCGCUCGAAUCGCGAAAUCAUUUGAACUUGAAUCAUUGAUUUGUGGUAAUAUGGAAGUAUUCGAAAGCGCAGACUUUUCCGGGAGUGACCUUGCAACGUUGCCUUCGAUGAACUAUAACACAUGUUGUGCAUCGUGCUUAAAAACAGCAUAUUGUAUAGGCUUUACUUUGAAUAAUACUGGACAAAUAUGUUAUCAGAAGAAGUCUAUUGAUUCGACGAGUCGCUAUGAUGUGAACUUCAUUAGUGCUAAAUAUUAG